Molecule: messenger RNA, 693 nt
Organism: Rhodotorula toruloides NP11
Lineage: Eukaryota; Fungi; Basidiomycota; Microbotryomycetes; Sporidiobolales; Sporidiobolaceae
Exons: 8
Coding region: 1-693 (230 amino acids)
Source: RefSeq, a predicted model, not a curated record
AUGGCUGCCGACCUGUCUGUACCGCUUAAUGAGCUGAUCUCGACCAAGCUCGGCGCCCUCUCGCUGCGGGACGACGAGGAGAUGGUCGACUUCGUGAAGGGGUUGGUUGAGGAGGAGUCGUUCGAGCCAGAGGACCGGAAGAGCGCCAUCCUGGGCAUGUUGGAGGCAGACGAGGAGGACGGAACGACGUCGGGUGCGGUCGACGAGCUGCUAGGCGCGACGACCGCGUACCAAGACGCUGUUGCCGCGAAACGACGAGAAGAGCGGGAGGCGAAAGCUCCAGCGAAGGCGGAAGAACAGGCGAAGAAGCCGCUGACGCCGGAGGAGGAAGCGAAACGGAAGGCGGAGCUGCUGAAAGCCUACGGCUACAUGGAAGAAGAGACGGAGGCAGAGCGGUUAGAGCGGGAGGAGGCUGAGCGACAGAUGCAGCCGGAUAAGGCGUACAAGGACCCGUCGCAGAUGAGCCGGAAGCAGCGGAAAAAGGCGCUUGAGGGUGUCGAUUUGCUUGCGCUUCCCAACCUGAACAAGCAUCACGUGCAAGAGCAGGAGCGGCAACGACGAGAGGCUUCUUCAAAAGCAGCGCAGGCCAAGAAGGCGAAGGACGAUGCAGACCGACGAAAGCAGAAGGAGGACGCAGCGAAGAAGCUGGAGGAGAAGCGGAAGCGGGCGCAGAAGGUCGAGCGGAAAGGCUGA